Tricharina praecox is the source of this 708-nucleotide messenger RNA. RefSeq lists its product as uncharacterized. The coding region runs from base 45 to 539 and encodes 164 amino acids. The record is from RefSeq and is a predicted model, not a curated record. The transcript has a single exon. Lineage: Eukaryota; Fungi; Ascomycota; Pezizomycetes; Pezizales; Pyronemataceae.
AAAAAAAAAAGUCUCGUUCGCGCACAACGCACGUCUGGCCUGCCAUGGAUCUCCUGCGGAAAAAAAAAAACGUAUCAUCGCCGAAAACAAACCGAACGCGCAUCCUAAAAGUUCCUUUUGCUGGAGCACUACUAGUUUCAACUUUUACCCUGGACAUCCGCUGGUUACAGAUACAGGAACAAACGGUCUUCCACCAAAAGAAAGGAAAACUGAAGAAGAAAGCAAACCGCCAUAAUUACCUCUUCGCCGAGCUGAUUUGCUACGUAUGUAGUAAAGCUUCCCCUCAUCUUUGUAACUUCCGUCUAAAUCCUCCAAAGAGCACGUCCAGACCCCAUACUCUAGACCCCGCCUCAGCUGUCAGCAGCGUCAAUGACGGCGUAGGUAUACUGCCAUGUCCUGUCAGUCAGUCAGUCAGAUCAAACGGUGCAGACGUCCGGCGGCGGCAGCAGAGGUUGCAGAGGGGAGCAAGCAUAACGCAGCUGAGCCAACGGCAUGCAGCAAAGAAAAAAAGGAUUGCGUCAAAGAAAAUCAAUCGAUAACGGUACCGCACUGCGGCCAUCCACGGUGGAGGAAGCCCGGCGAACAACAACGACAAGACGACCUGUUAGAAAUAUUUCGCGUCUGCCAGCUAUCCAGGGAAAUAUGCGCAGAGCAUCCAUCCUGUCCUAUCCUACCCUAUCCUACCCUACGGGUAGCCUAUCCGUCCAU